Medioppia subpectinata is the source of this 1100-nucleotide messenger RNA. The record is from the annotation of a GenBank genome assembly. NCBI's taxonomy places the organism in Eukaryota, Metazoa, Arthropoda, Arachnida, Sarcoptiformes, Oppiidae.
CAUGUUCGUGUAGUACCCUGACACUAUCCAAGAUUUGUAUGAAAAAUACAAGUUUUGCAUAAAUGGCUAACAAUCUGUUGAUUGGCGUAAUAGACACCGAACAAGAAGUUGAGGACCAAUUGAGUGACUAUUCUUCCUUUCGGAUCAAUAAAAUAGGUGGUUAUCCGGUGUUGAGUCCCGAAUCCAAAAGUGGUAUCGUUUGUCACUUAAAUUCAUUGGUCUGUGAUUUGUGUCAAAAACAAUUGACUUUUAUUUCCCAAAUCUAUUGUCCAGUCGAUGAGACACUCAUUGAUCGCGUCAUCUAUUUAUACGUUUGUAUUAAUAGUGAAUGCAAUCAAAACAAAUGGUAUGCUUUCAGAUCAGUCACACCACUGAUCCAAACGCCAAGUACUUCACCACAAGAAUCCAGUGAUAAUAAGAAUGAUAUGUGGAUUGAAGGACAGGACGAUUGGGGAACCGAUGAGACCGAGAGUGAAGCUGUGGUCACCGAUGAGAUCAAUGUCUGCGCGGACUUGAUCUCCAAACUUGAUGUCCAAACAUCUGGUGAAACCACCACUAAUUGCGUGACACUUAUAGCCAACAAAAGCGCACAAUUUUAUCGACCACUUUAUGUCAAUGUAAUCGAUGAACCAAUCGGUGGUGACAUCGAUGACAAACACGUGAACCAAUUGAUCCACUCGUAUGAGACUACUGAUGGAAAAAUCGUUUCAGACACGAGCGCUACUAAAGGCAACGAAAUGUUUGAACAAAACUUUUUGGACACGAUUUACAAAAGCGAUCGACAAAACUAUAAGUUCUUCAAACGAUUGUCUAUUUGUCCGAAACAAGUGAUUCGCUACCAAUUGAUGGGCAGUCCAUUAGUGAACAGCGAUAGCCAUAAACUGAUUGUCCCGAAGUGCGAGUCCUGUGGCGCCGAUAGAUGUUUUGAAUUGCAAUUAAUGCCGGCUUUGAUUAGUUAUUUAAGACCAUUAGUGCCAACAAAAUUGUGCGUUGACUUAGACUUUGCCUCAAUCCUGGUCUACACGUGUGGCGCAAAUUAAUGGUUCUUCGUUGCCGUUCUCAUCAGUCCUCUCCUGUGCAUAUCGGGAACGAUAGCCUAA